AUACAACACAUUUCACCUAGAAAUGCAACUCGAAACGUGCCAUUAAAUACAAACAUCGAUCCACCGAUCACGAAAGUGUCCCUUUCCAAGACUGCCACCAGUCUCGGACAGGAGACGCGGAGGGUUUCGGUGACGCUUUAAAAUGCUCUUGCGUCAAAUUACCUCCGCAGCCGGAUGUGAUGUGGCUCCCGAGGAGCAAGCCAAAGAUAAACACGUAGCCGGACGGAGAGGGGCGAGGAUAAUACACAUUAUAAAGAGGCUACCUGCAAACGGACGAAAUGGAGUAGACGCGGAGAAUAUAGAGAUUUCAGUAGGCAAGGAGACGUCCGUCAAAUUAACGAAGGAGCAAGUCUUCCGCGGACAUCGAGUCGUAUCUGUUGCUGAGUCCAAAAUGGUGCGAGCAACCUUGGUGACUGCCACCAGUCUGGCUCUGACUGGGGCCGUGGUGGCGCACGCCUACCUCCUCAAACUCCAGUUCUACCCGACGGUGGUGUACCUCACCAAGAGCAGCCCCAGCAUGGCGGUGUUGUACAUUCAGGCCUUUGUGUUGGUGUUCCUGCUGGGAAAGUUCAUGAGGAAGGUCUUUUUUGGACAGCUGAGGGCUGCAGAAAUGGAGCAUCUCAUUGAGCGCUCCUGGUACGCUGUGACCGAGACGUGCCUGGCAUUCACUGUUUUCAGGGACGACUUCUCCCCUCGCUUUGUCGCCCUCUUCACACUCCUGCUCUUCCUCAAGUGCUUCCACUGGCUGGCGGAGGACCGGGUGGACUUUAUGGAACGAAGUCCAAACAUCUCUUGGAUUUUUCACUUCAGGGUGUUAUCUCUAAUGGGACUGCUGGCUAUCCUGGACUUCCUGUUUGUCAACCACGCCUGUCACAGCAUCAUCACCCGAGGAGCCUCGGUCCAGCUCGUUUUCGGAUUUGAGUAUGCCAUCCUGAUGACCAUGGUGCUGACCACCUUCAUUAAGUACCUUCUGCACACCAUCGACCUGCAGAGUGAGAAUCCCUGGGACAACAAGGCCGUCUACAUGCUCUAUACAGAGCUCUUCACAGGUUUCAUUAAAGUGCUCCUGUACAUUGCCUUCAUGACCAUCAUGAUAAAGGUCCACACCUUCCCCCUGUUUGCCAUCCGGCCCAUGUAUCUGGCUAUGAGACAGUUCAAGAAAGCCGUAACAGAUGCUAUAAUGUCCCGGAGAGCCAUCCGCAACAUGAAUACACUGUACCCCGAUGCUACUCCUGAAGAUCUGCAGGCCUCUGACAACGUCUGUAUCAUCUGUCGAGAGGAAAUGGUCACCGGAGCCAAGAAACUGCCUUGUAAUCACAUUUUCCACUCCAGCUGCCUCCGCUCCUGGUUCCAGAGGCAGCAGACCUGCCCGACCUGUCGCAUGGACGUCCUACGCGCGACUAACAACAAUCAGACUCCAGCCCAGGCCCAGGCUCCGCCCCCUGCACCUGCAGCCCCUGCCAACGCCCCCGCGGCCCCGCCCGCCAACGUGGCCCAAGGCAUGUUACCUGGCUUCCCUCCCGGAGUCUUCCCCUUCUGGGGUCCCUUCCCUGCGGUGCCUCCCCCCGCCGCAGCGGGCGCAGCUCCGGGUGCCGCUGAUGCGCCACAGAGCGGCACUGAGGCGACGCAGGCAGCCGGCACCAGCCAGGCCGCCUCAUCAACUGCAGGCGCCCCAGCUCCAGGAUCAGCAAUCCCAGGCUUCCCCUUCUCUUACCCCCCUCCACCCUUCCCCACUGCACCAUGGCUCAUGCCUCCCCCUCCACCCUUCGUGUCGUCCAUGCCUCCUCCUCCUCCCUCUCUGUCCCGGCUGUCCGAGGAAGAGCUGAGGGAUCUGGAGGCGGAGGGUCGGCGGGGCCUCGAGGCCAGGCUCCAGUGUCUCCAGAACAUCCACACCCUCCUGGACGCCGCCAUGCUCAACAUCCACCACUACCUCAGCACCGUCACCACACUCGCUCUUCCUCGGGCUGAGGCCGGAGCCGCCGGUGGCAUAACAGACGGCGCUUCCUCUCCUGCAGCUGGCAGCAGCACGGACAGUCCCAGCCAGGAGAAGGACUCCUCCAGCUCUUCCAGCACUGAGCAGGUGGACGGCGCUGCAGUCUCCCCCCAGCCAGCGGACUCUACUUCCACCGCCUCGGACACAGAGAGUAAAGAAGAGCUGGACGAGGCGGGGGCGGGGGCGGCGGGGGAGGACGGAGAGCCAAACGCCGCCGAGCUGAGGCGCCGCCGCCUCCGCAAGCUGGAGACGUCUUCGUCGCCAUCGUCCUCACCCCCUCCCGACAACUGAUCCACACGCUCUGACUCGGGGACACGUUGCUCCGGACCAGCAGGAACUCUGAGCUGAUAGAUCGUUGCUUUGGUUCUUCAUCGCCUCUCUUCCUCGUGGCUCUCGCCUUCCACAGGCUCAGGUUCCUAACUGUUGUCGAGUUGGACUCAGGCUACCGGGAGACGCGAUGAUAGGUACCGCUCACCUGGACCGCUUCUGUGUCAGAAAGCAAUAGCACGACUCCUGUUCUCUCUUUUUUUCUUUCCUUUUUUUGUUAACCCCCACCCCCCCCUCAGAAUGACUACUGCAAUACGAGUACUGCAGGUGUUUGUAAGUUUAGUCAGGUGGAGAAGGAUUUUCACAUUUCUGUGGUCAGUGUGGUGGACGCCAUCACUCUGACCACAGAAAUGGAGUUCAACAGGUGUUCGGAUUUGUGUUUUGGUAGUUUUACUUUGAUUUCUGUUUUGAUUCAGUUUCCCAGGUGGUUAAUUCAGGUGGUCCCGCUCACCACGUCAACAUGUUACACAGCACCUGGAUCGGCAUCGCAGCCACAGAAUUCAAAUCAAAGGACGUUGAUCAGCUGCUUUGGCUUUCUCCCUUUAACGUUCAUCCCUCUUCUGUCGCCACUACAGUCGCUGUAUCAUACUGAUUUAUUUGAAUGUGUACAUACUGUAUAAAGAGUUUUAAUAGGACGAUCUGUACAUAAUGCAGAAUAAACUGUUUGACUGAAGUGGCAGUGGCACGGAUGUACAAGGGUGUGUAUGUUCAAACCCAUUCCAUAGAAGGCCUGAAGAGAAGUGCUCAGUCUUUCUGUGUCUGGGAUUUUUAUCUUGCCUUUUUGAAGUGUGCUGUAAAAUUUCUUAUUGGAAAUGUAUUAUCUAUUUGUCAAUUAUGAUUUAUGUACCGAGCAUAUUAUUUUCCAACAUAAUUUGUACCAAAUCUUUCAGGGAAACUUCCUUAAAGGUUAUUUAGGGAGUAACAUAAAAAGUAGCAAAUAUAAAAAGACAUAAAAUAAAACCUGAUGUUCACCGAUGAAUAAAACAUUUUAAAUUCUCAA
Messenger RNA from Cyclopterus lumpus (lumpfish), 3320 nucleotides. It is a transcript of the gene syvn1, whose product is annotated as synovial apoptosis inhibitor 1, synoviolin. The record is from RefSeq and is a predicted model, not a curated record. Lineage: Eukaryota; Metazoa; Chordata; Actinopteri; Perciformes; Cyclopteridae. The transcript is spliced from 16 exons. The coding region runs from base 143 to 2284 and encodes 713 amino acids. Gene Ontology annotation, cellular component: cytoplasm.